Molecule: messenger RNA, 1602 nt
Organism: Periconia digitata
Lineage: Eukaryota; Fungi; Ascomycota; Dothideomycetes; Pleosporales; Periconiaceae
Source: the annotation of a GenBank genome assembly
CUUUUGCAUAUAUGUAGAAUACUACGUCUUAUGUGUCAAGAUUUCAAGUUCACUAAGAUCUGUUCAACAUGCGAUUUAUCACUUGUAUGUUUGUCUAUCGUCCUGCGUCUCGCUCCCGUAGGGCGACCCACCUCGCGCCUAAACAUGCCGAUUGGAGGGCGCGCUUCUGACCUCAUCGUCAACUUUCUUCCCAACUCAUAACCAUCAAUCAGCACACAUCCACCACCACUCCCAAUUUAAUUUCCGUCGCGCAUUCCGCCCGCCAUGAAUUUGAUUGCCUACAGCGACUCAGAGGGCUCCGACGAUGAAGGUACCUCAAUCCCACAGCCCGCUGCGAAGCCCGCCGCCUCGAAACCGGCCUUCCAAAAAGUGGUUGACCGCUCCAACCCCGGCAAGAUCAAGCUCAACCUCCCCGGUACAUCGCAACCGCAACCCGAGAAAGAUCAUCUGGAUUCUGAAGCGCCUCCAGCAAAACGAGCACGGUUGGGCGCUGGGAGUGGGGCCUUCAGUGGGUUCAAUGCAAUGCUACCGGCACCUAAGAAACCCAAACUGGAUGCUGGCGCAGGCGCAUCAUCAUCGUCGUUAUCUGGCAAGAGAGGAGCUGGGAAAGGGUUGGGCGCUGGUGUAAAUCUGAGGACAGGAGCAGAACCGGCCUUCAGACGCGAACCGCGCGUCGACAUGGACGAGUAUGACGAGAAUGGGAAUCCGAUAAAGAAAGAGCCGAUGAACAAGGAAGAGUUUCGCGCUAUGCUCAACCUGCCCACCCCAAAGUCGGAGAAGAAGGCUUCGCAAGGUAGUGUCGCCCCAGCCGCAUCCCUGGGAAACGCUUCUACAGGCCCGUCAGCAGAUGCCAAAGCCCGGCCAUCGCCUACGCCCGAAACCAAACCCAUCGCCGCCAGACCAAAAUUCAUGCCCAUGUCUGUCGCUCGUGGAAAGAAAAAGCCCGCUGCAAAACCAGCAGCCCCUUCAUCAGAAGGAACUGAUAAAUCCAGCUCGGUUCUCUCUGCACCAUCAUCAACAUCCACCCCGCAGGGUCAGACGACGACCGCAGCCUCAAACCCCACGGCGAAACCCAAAGUCUCACUCUUUUCCAUAUCCUCUCACCAAGACCAAGCGCCGAAAAUCUCAAACGAUACAACGCCUUACCAACCCCUCCUCUACGGCGCAAGACCAGACAACGAAGAAGAAGAAGAAGAAGACCAACAAGAUGCCUCUUUCACAGACUCAGCAUUCACCACCACCUCCCAACCCCAAUCCCAACCUACAAACCCCCCACCGAAUUCCCUCACAUCCAUCGCCAGCGAACUUAACCUCUCCGCCUCAGAGCGACGCCAACUCUUCGGCCGCCAUCCCUCCGCCGACCCCUCAUCUACCUCGCGGCUCGUCGAAUUCAACACUGACACCGAGUACGCGCACAACGAGCAUCUGCGCCAACAGGGCGAGACGGUGCAGCAGAAUGUGCUUAAACCCAUCUCUGGCACGGGGAAGAAUAGCUUGAAGAGUUUGGUGAAUGUGGCUAGUACGCAGAAGGAUGCGUUGGAGGAUCAUUUUGCGGAGGGGAGACGGAAUAAGAGAGAGGCGGGGGGUCAGUAUGGGUGGUGA